Molecule: messenger RNA, 6030 nt
Organism: Ctenopharyngodon idella (grass carp)
Lineage: Eukaryota; Metazoa; Chordata; Actinopteri; Cypriniformes; Xenocyprididae
Gene: drd2b
Product: dopamine receptor D2b
Exons: 8
Coding region: 404-1759 (451 amino acids)
Biological process (GO): adenylate cyclase-inhibiting dopamine receptor signaling pathway; adenylate cyclase-activating adrenergic receptor signaling pathway
Cellular component (GO): presynaptic membrane; glutamatergic synapse
Molecular function (GO): G protein-coupled receptor activity; dopamine neurotransmitter receptor activity, coupled via Gi/Go
Source: RefSeq, a predicted model, not a curated record
UCAACUCCGCCUCCUACCUGCCACGCGCUCACUGCUGCUAGAUCUGAGCACGCUGAACAAGCGGCGCUGCUCCCGGCAUUCGCGCUCUUCUGCUGACAGCAAGCACUUAAUGUAACUAUUUAAAACUGGCAUUUAAAGUGAGGUAUACAAGUAGAAAUCUAAUGCAUUUUGGCCAGUACCAGAGGGACAAUCACGUUUUAUUCAGUCAAGUAAAAUUCUUUAGCAUCGUCAAUAGUUCGAGAACACUGAACAAUCUGGCAUAAACGAGUAUGGACAGUUUUACACUAUGCGGGGAAAAGAUGUUAAACAUCAAGAAGUUGUGGAUAUAAACGGACAGAAGAACAGAGCUCAUUCCUAAUAUCCUAUGGCUUGAAGUUUCAGGCAUCUUUCCUGGCCACAGCUCAUGGAUUUCCUCACGGAGUAUCCCUACAAUGACACUUAUUAUGACAACGGGACCGGGACCCUCAACGGCACAAGCUGUGAGGCCAAGCAUCAGUAUAACUACUAUGCCAUGCUCCUGACUCUCCUCAUCUUUGUCAUUGUCUUCGGCAAUGUGUUGGUGUGUAUGGCAGUCUCCCGAGAGAAAGCGCUACAGACCACCACUAAUUACCUCAUUGUCAGCCUGGCGGUGGCAGAUCUUCUCGUGGCCACAUUAGUUAUGCCCUGGGUGGUGUAUCUUGAGGUGGUGGGGGAAUGGCGUUUCAGUAAGAUCCAUUGUGACAUCUUCGUCACCUUGGACGUCAUGAUGUGCACGGCGAGCAUUCUUAAUCUGUGUGCUAUUAGUAUUGACAGGUACACGGCUGUUGCCAUGCCGAUGUUGUACAACACACGCUACAGCUCCAAGAGACGUGUCACUGUGAUGAUCUCAGUGGUUUGGGUGCUUUCGUUCGCUAUUUCUUGCCCCCUGCUGUUUGGAUUAAAUAAUACAGCUACACGGGACGGUGCCGUGUGUGAAAUCGCCAACCCUGCUUUUGUUGUCUACUCCUCCAUCAUGUCAUUCUAUGUGCCCUUCAUCAUCACCCUCCUCGUCUACGUGCAGAUCUACGUGGUUCUUCGCAAGCGCCGGAAACGGGUCAACACUAAACGGAGCUGCCAGAAGACAGAUGCUGAUGCUCAGCCCUCUCUCAAGGAAAAGUGCACUCAUCCUGAAGAUGUGAAACUCUGCACAGUUAUCAUUAAGACCAACGGUGGUUUACCUGCCAAAAACAAGAAAGCACAACUGAUAAAGGAGGUCCUGCACCCAGGUGGCGAUGUGGGGGUGGAUAUCGUGGCAAGCACCAGCCCUCCAGAGAAAAAGAAACAGGCAUCCACUCUGGUCGUCGACCUGCUCGCCAACCCAAGCCCCAUUCAUGCCUCUCCCUCCCAUGGUGAAUGUCAGUCAAAUGGAGAUGAGAAAAAUGGACAUACCAAGGAGGUCCAGAUCCCUAAAGAAGCCAAACCUGUUGAAACUCAGGCACUGCCUAAUGGCAAAACGCGAACUACAGUGACCAAAACCAUGAGUAAGAGGAAGAUAUCUCAGCAUAAAGAAAAGAAGGCUACUCAGAUGCUGGCCAUUGUUCUAGGUGUUUUCAUUAUUUGCUGGCUGCCCUUUUUUAUUACCCACAUUUUGAAAACUCACUGCACGAGCUGUGUGGUGCCACUGGAAAUGUACAAUGCCUUCACUUGGCUGGGAUAUGUGAACAGCGCCGUCAACCCCAUCAUAUAUACCACUUUCAAUGUGGAGUUCAGAAAGGCUUUCAUAAAGAUAUUGCACUGCUGAGGACAUUAUUCACUGCACGCGUAGAGGAGGAGAGAUGGAAAAUUUCACGAGAGGUUAGUGCCAUCUUUCACCACCAUGUGAAAUGACGGAUUUACAAAGCCACGCUUUUAAGGCAGAGCGGAAAAACUCAUUACAGACAAUGGAGGUUCAAAUGAAUGUAAAAGUAGAGUUUUAUUUGUGCGUCUUAUUUCUGGCAGUGGAUUGAGUGUGCAAACGUGUGUUUAUUCUCUUUGGAGUUGGAGUGUGAAUGUGAUUAAUUGUCGAUUAAAGAAUUGAAGUAAAUUUGAGAUUGGAAAUUGGAUGUUGCCACAGAGACUUUUAUGCAAGCAGGGACCUGAAUGUCAAAAUCACACUAUCAGUUUAGUUGUGAGCAACUGGUUACAAAAUGCUUACAGCUCUGUUUAUUCAAGUAUUAUUUAUUUAGUCACAAAUUUUUAUUUGUUUUGAGAAAUUGUUAUAAAGAGAUAGCUAUUAUAAAGUAUAAAUAAGGUGAAAAUACCUUAUUUGCGUUUUUAUAAAGCCAGAACAGAAAGAUAUUAAAGGGAUAGUUCACCCAAAAAUGAAAAUUUGAUGUUUAUCUGCUUACCCCCAGGGCAUCCAAGAUGUAGGUGACUUUGUUUCUUCAGUAGAACACAAAUGAUGAUUUUUAACUCCAACCGUUGCGGUCUGUCAGUCGUAUAAUGCUUGUCAAUGGGAACUUCGUCUAUAAGAGUAAAAAAAAACAUGCACAGACAAAUCCAAAUUAAACCCUGCGGCUCGUGACGACACAUUGAUGUCCUAAGACACGAAACGAUCGGAUUGUGCGAGAAACCGAACAGUAUUUAUAUCAUUUUUUACCUCUAAUACACGACUAUGCCCAACUGCCUUGAGCAUCUGGUGUGUGAAGUCUGAAAACGCGGUCUGAUGACGGAAGCGAUCUCUCGCGCUUAUACUUCAAUGAGUGCGAGAGAUCACUUCCGUUGUCAGAGCGCGUUAUCUGCUUACCCCCAGGGCAUACAUCUUGGAUGCCCUGGGGGUAAGCAGAUAAACAUCAAAUUUUCAUUUUUGGGUGAACUAUCCCUAUAAAAAGUCCCCAUGAACCGCAAGUUGCAACCGACUUUUCUCCAGUGUUGUGACGUAUUUCCAAGUUAAACGGAAUAUUGAAUAGAGGGCAGGGUUUUACGUUAACGCACCUCCUCUCCAUCUCUCGCUCAUAGUAGACUAAUGGUUGGAGGGGAGUGGUUAAGCAUUUUCAAACCAAGCCGUCAAACUGACGUCAUCAGAGAAAAAACUCUAUUCCAGAACGGAAGUAACUUUUCAGAUUUUGAUUAAAGGUUACCAUGACAAACAAUUUAAUUCUGUGUAUUAACUUGCACGGAUUAAUUGUUCACCACAAGAUUACUAAUAUGCGCUAACAAAGUAAAUAGGGUCAGUUUUGAUUUCAUGACGACUUUAAAGGUGCACUCCGUAAUGUUUUGUUUAUGUUGCGCUGGUCGUCUUGGACGUAUACUGACACCUAGGUGCCUAGAGUGCAGAAUUAUGCAAUUUAAGCAAAAAGGUUUCAGUUUGGCUAUGCUUGUUGUAGAAAUGUGCUGUUUGCAGUCAGAUGUAAUUUAUUUAUUUCAUGAGCGAAAGUGUCUGAUAACAGCCAAGAUUUGUCUGGUCAUGUGAUCUCAACAUGUCUGCCCCUAUGAGGCAGCCCACUCUAUGUAAAAUAAAACAGCUUUUAGCAGAGCAUACAUUAUUUUUUAAUAAUUACUUUGUGUAAAACUUUAAGAAAUUAUAACGUUUCCUUUUAAAAAGAAAAAUUACUGAGUGCACCUUUAAGCAAACAGAAAUGAAUGCCUUUGACUUACCGACUAUGAAGGACAAUGUAAAUAAGAAUUAAAUAGUUUUAUUGAAGCCCAUGACAAAAAUGAUCAUGCAUGUUACAUUGGUACUUCACAUUAAAUUGCAGCCAAUGUAUGUCUCUUGUAUUUUUUGUGUACAUCACAAGUACACAAAUUUAUCUGAGCUAUAUAAAGUUGUGUCUGUUUUUCUGUCUGAUACUAGUAUGUUCACUGAAAUAGGUGUUUGGUUUUUUUUUUUGGUUUUUUUUUGUGGUUGGAAAAAAAAUAAAGCACAAAUUAUUUGCGGAAAAAAGGACAUCUCCAAUGAUAAAAGCUGUGUUCCAUUUCCAGAAAUAUCCACUGCUAGAUCUACACAUUAUCUGUUUUUUUUUUUUUUUUUUUCAUGUUUUGAGGGAGCCUUCAUCGAAAAAUCUUAUUUUGCAUUCAUAUUUCACAAGUUUCAGUACAUAGUGUUUUAUUAUACAGGAUAAUGACCAUUAGGUUAUAAUUGCACUAUAACUGAGUUUUAACUGAGGAUCUAUGGUUCAAAAAAUAGCCAUAGACAUAAAUCAUUUUAAUGAUUAAAGGUGCAGUGUGUAAAUUUUAGCGGUAUCUAGCGGUGAGGUUGCGAAUUGCAAUAUAGAGAAGCUACGGUGGCCAACACAGGACAAAAAUGUCAUCGUCUGAGACAGCAGAGAGAAGCCAGUCAAGCAAACGCACUCUGUAGAGCAGUUUGUCCGUUUAGGGAUACUGUAGAAACAUGUCAGCACAAAAUGGCGACUUAACAUGUAAGGGGACCCGUGGUGUAUGUAGAUAGAAAUGGCUCGUUCUAAGGCAAUAAAAACAUAAUGGUUCAUUAUAUAAGGUCUUUAUACACCACUGAAAACAUAGUUAUGUAUAUUAUAUUGCAUUUCUGUCAAUAGAUCCAAUCAAAAUUUACACAUUGCACCUUUAAGUGUCACUAACCAGCUGGACACAGCAACGCUGGCUACACCAAUAGCGCGAGUUUGGCGUUACGACAUUGUCAUUUGACCAAUGGAAGUCGGGGGAAGUAUCUGAGGAAACCUGUUUGAAAACAGUCAUUUUUCUUGCAAUUCCAUUUGGUGACUAGUGGCACAAAAAUUACACACUUCAGCUCUACGCUGUCAUUUGCUUAUUAUUGCAAUGUGAUCAUGUAAACAUGCAGAUCCUGUAGAUGACUAAGACAUUAUGACACAAUUAUGAGUGCCUACAGUUAGGUGUUUUACGGGCUCUCAAGCUGAAAUAGAUGCAAUUUGCCACUGUUCUUUAAACAAAGUGUUCUAAAGCUAUUCAAUUUGUUUACUUCAUGCAUGGGUUGGCAACUGUUUUGUCAUGAAGUGACAUUUUUAGUUUUUCUAGUUAAUCCCCCUCACCCACCCAAAAAAUGCAUUAUGUGAUUAUAAAUAUGUUUUUAAAAGUUUAUUUAUAUUCAAUGGAAAAAAUAACACAUUUUAUAUUUGAAGCAUGAUGAUCCAUGUUACCUAUUAUAACAUGAUUAAUCACAAACCUAUCUGAUGAGUAUCAUAUAAAUAUUGCAGAAUCUUAAUUUUUUUUUUUUUUUUUUUUUUCACAAAAAUGUGUUAAACCUGUCAUGCGUGUCUGGAAUGAUAAGGAUUCUGUAUACUGAGUUUAAGUUCUUUAUACAAUCUACAAUAGGGGACUAAAAACACUGAAGAAGCUUUUAGCUGAAAUGUCUGUGACCUUUUAUAAACACUAAAUUGGAUAAAAUAACUUCAGUUAUUUAUCUACAGUUUAUUUUAUUUAUUUUUUGUUAUUUUGGUGUUGACAUCAAAAAGCUGGGAGAACAUGGUGAUUGUUUGAAUUUUGGACAAAAAAAAAAAAAAACUUAUAUGCACGCAGAGGUCUGCAAAUGGUUUGCAGUUGCAUACUUUUGUUGACUAGAGCAGGUUAAAAUCUUACCAUUUAAUUGCAUUUAUAGCUCCUAACUCGGUUGCCGACCCUGAUUUACGCCAUAGGUUGCUGACCCCUGAUUUACUUGUUUGUUUGUUUGUUUAUUUAUUUAUUUAAACUUUUUAAUGGUGCUUUAAUUUAAAUAAUUUGCUGUUGAUAAAGUGACCAACAAUCCCCAUUUCUUUCAUGAUGUGCAUUUCCAACCCAAGAAUCACAGUAUGUUGUUUUAUGGCUUUAUUUAAAGAAUGACCUCUGUUUUCGAUCAGGAAUUAAUCAAUACUUUUAUCAGUAUGUGCUCAUGCAAAUAUAAUGGAAUGUAAAUGCUGUACAGUUUUUAAUCACAAUAUCUGUACGUGUUUUUCAUACAUGGUCUUGUCAUUGUACAUCAAGUCCUAGCAAUUUGUUCAGCUUUGGAAAAAAAAAAAAUGCAAAUGGAAACUUUUACAUAGCAAGUAAAUGUAAGUUUAUGGUAUGUCAGAUAUUUUGUAAUAGUAAUGUAAAUAAUGAAUGAAUAAAAGUACAUGUCAGGCA